AUGGCCGAGGAUCGUCACUGCGCGACUCUGUCGGAUUUUCGACACCCCGCGUCCGAUCAAAUGGACCCAGAAGUUCUUCGACAUAUAAAAGCUAAAGAAGAGAAGUUGAAGAAAGUUUUGAGUCCAUUUGAACCGGUAAUAAUGUAUAUGCAGGGAGUUCUUGUAUGGGAAAAGCCGGGACACAGUGUCAUCAUGUUACUGUGUGUCAACGGUGUAUUUUGGUUGGUUACAACAACAAAUUAUCGCGUGGUGUUCAUGCUAGCGGUGACAGGAAUUGUUGUUAUUUGUAUUGAGACCUGGAAAAAUCGAGUGUGGCCCGAAAUAACAGUUGAAAAACACGAAAAAGAAGAAGGAUGGACACCUUUACAUCCUAGGCUUUUGAGCGUGCCUGAAUUAUGUCAUCAUUUGGCAGAGACAUGGGUUUUCUUUACUACAUUCUGUUCAUCAGUUUGGCAGAUGAGAAAGGACCAACCUGGCAAGUUUUGUAUGUGGGUGUGUUGUGUGUGUUCUGUACUGGCAUUUGUUGGUCACUACAUCCCAGGUGUUAUGCUGUCAUAUAUUAUAAUGUUAAGUCUACUGCUGUGGCCAGUGGUGGAGUAUCAUAAUGUAAACCAACACAUUUACAAUAAGCUGGAACCUGUGUGGAUGCAGUUAGAGUACAGUAUGAUGAGAAACAGGAGAAAAAGAUACAGCCAUAAACAUGGCCAUACUGAUAAUGAGAUGAGUUUCACCGCAGGGCUUGUUGCAAUGCCGCCACAUGACGAGUCGGACAUGCAAGAAAGUCAAGACGACCUUGACCUCGAUAGCCGAACAUCUAUAAGUGUAUCUCAAGAGAAAGUUGUAUUUAAACCCAAAUCGACAUCACUCCAUCAUGAUCGGCCGGCGGAAUCAACCAGUGAUAUGAAUUUUGUCUCUUCUCAUUUUGACGAUUCUGAUCAUGAAGUUGAAAAGAGCCUUUCCCAUGGGUUAGACUUCCCCGAUAUUGAAGAAGUAAAUCAAGAUCCUGAAUUAAGUACGGCAGCAUCGUCUAAUCUUGGUGCAAAGACAACUGACUUUGUUUCACAGACUGUUUCAGCAGUCAUGCAGGGAACAUAUACAGCUCUACGUCAUCCUCGGGAGACUUUCUUCAACACCACUGCUGGUGGUAAAACAGAAACAUCAAAGACAACUUCUGACAUUGAUGCUGAUUUGGCAGGAUUUGAAAUCAUGGAUCAGACCGAACUUGAAAGUUACGAUGAACACAAGCUUGACCAAACAGAACCCAAACCAAGCACAAGUAGAAGUUACUUUGAUUGGCUUCGAAAAUCAUGA
Messenger RNA from Saccoglossus kowalevskii, 1311 nucleotides. RefSeq names its product reticulophagy regulator 3-like. The record is from RefSeq and is a predicted model, not a curated record. Gene Ontology annotation, cellular component: membrane. NCBI's taxonomy places the organism in Eukaryota, Metazoa, Hemichordata, Enteropneusta, Harrimaniidae.